UGCAUUCACGGUUUUGUAAAGGCAAUAAAAUAAUUAAUAUUAAAAAUAAAAUAUGUGUCACAGUUACAAGAAAUAAAUGAUUUUGAAAUUUAUAAUAGUUAUUUACUUUUAGUGACAAAAAUGUAUGGAAAAUGGAUGUGUUUCGUGAUAUUAGACCUCGUCAUCGUAACCUGCAGCACCCGGGACCGGUUCUACCACGACUACCACACCAGCCAUGACAAGAACCCUUGGAGUGGGGACUGGAGCCAAGGCUGGCAGCAUGACUGGUUAGGGCAGACUACUACUCGGCCCACCAGACGGAAGACCACAACUGCAAGAGUUGUAACUGAGAGUACCCCGACCCCAACGCACCCUCAACCCGUUAUCAGAGACGUCGAAAUAAGACUGGGAGAAAGCCAGACAACUGACUCCCCCACUCCGACUCCCAGACCAAUAACAUUAAUACAAGAUGAGUCUCUCGUGAAAGAGCAAAAGCCUCAAACUGUGAUCAAUUCUGGCCAGAAUCGUGAUAAUUUUCAAAGUGUAGGAGCCGAGAAUUCUGAUAUCAAACCUGUACAAGCUGAAAUGGCUUUAUCAAAUAAUGAUAAUAAACCAGUUUUCAAUCCUGCGUCAGAUAAUAAUAAUGGUUUUGGAAUAACAGUAGUAGAUGAUUCCAAGGCUAAUAAUAAUGGUUUUGGAAUAGCAGUAGUAGAUGAUUCUGAGGCUAAGCCUAUUCAAGAAACUGCUCUACCAAAUAACGACGCCAAACCUCAAGACAGCAUUGGGACUGAUCAAAUUACACCUAUAAGUACUAUAGACGCAGUUGACAAUCAAGCUAAACCUGUCCAAGCAGAUCCAAAUGAUAGCAAAAAGCCCGUUUCAGAUGAUGAUAAUUAUGAAGAAUAUUUAGCAUCAAUAGACGCAGCUUUAGGUGAUAUUCGUGGAACUAAUAAUGGGAAAGAUGCACCAUUGUUCGAUGAGAAGGCGAGUAUGUGGCAUGUCGCUAUUUAUGAGAAGAAGAUGGCAUUGACUGAACAUGUUUAUACAUGUGGAGGGUCGUUGAUCAAGGCUGACAUGGUUAUUUCAGCGGGGCACUGCUUCUGGUCCCCCGUGUGGCAGGCGCUGCCGACGACGCGGUUCCGUGUCGCGGCCGGCAAACUGUAUCCCGACUACGGUGAUCAGAGAGACACGAAUGCACAGUAUUCUGAGAUUAAAAACAUAUCAAUAUCAGACAUGGAUGAACCGUGCAAGCAGCCGGACCUGGCGUUCAUGAUUCUGGUGAGGCCGUUCAUAUACACCAGCAUCGUCAAGCCGGUGUGCUUCAGCUUGGAUUGGGACUUGGAGUCAAUCAGGCAGAUUAGGGAAGAGAAUAUAGGAACGGUAGCAAGCUGGAUCGCCAUAAAGAACGGUGAAUGCGUACCCCGACGACACAGCUGGCUGUCCCUCCCGUUCGCCAAAAGCGACGUGUGUCAGUAUAAGGUGCACUACCAGACCACUGGAAGCACCUUGAGCUGUCCUGGCGAGAUGAAUAUUACAACUGCAUGCGAUACUGACAGCGGCAAUGGCUUGGUAUUUUAUCGAGACAAGGUCCCAUUCAUCCUUGGUGUUGCCACCGCGCCCGUCGUUCGCCGAUGUGGCAGACUCUACAGCCGCAGAACUUACACUGUAUCGGCCAUAAUCGAGGAGAGUGGAGAUUUAAGGAAAUUCUUGAAGGGCAUUACUGCUGAUGUCUACAAUUUGGGCGAGUGUGAGAACUUGUACAGAAAUCCAAAUGAUAAUAAUCAGAACAACGAAACGGACUAUGGGCUUGGAGAUAGAUUCGUGCAGGUUGCACCACCUGCCGAAGACGGUAACUUGUACACCGGGCAAGGCAUAGGGUCCACGCCGGUGCCGACGCUGCCGGGCACUAGCGCCCCCUCGUUCCAGUGGCACGUCGGAGUCUACAGCAAGCGCUGGGCGCCGUACAUGCAGAUAUGCGGCGGGUCGCUCGUCAAACGCGACUUCGUUAUAUCAGCGGCCCACUGCUUUUGGGAAGACGUGGGCGGCCAGCAGCGCGCGAGCCUGUUCGCGGUGGCCGGCGGUAAGCUGUUCCGUCCGUGGAACAACACGCAGGACACUUACGCGCAACAUUCUGAUGUAUCAGAGAUAAUCUUGCCCGCCCGGUUCCGCGGCGGCACCACCAGCUUCCAGGAUGACAUCGCCAUCCUGCGGCUGACCACCCCCUUCACGUACGCGCCGGGCGUGCAGUCCGUCUGCGUGGACUUCGACCGGCAGUUCGAAAUGAAACAGUUGCGACCAGGGAACAUCGGAACGAUCCUCGGCUGGGGUCUGACGGAAAAGAACGGCAAUCCAUCACAGCGCCUCACGUACCUGGACCUCCCGUACAUUGACGUCGACAAGUGCUUCGCGGACUCCGAGUUCUCCUUCCACAAGUACAUCACCAGCGACAAGAUCUGCGCCGGAGACGUUUUCACUGGCAAGGCGCUCUGCCGCGGCGACAGCGGCGGAGGCUUCGUCCUCUACUCCUCAGAGAUCCCGUACCUGCACGGCGUCUCGUCUACCGCCGCCGGUGACGACAACCUUUGCAACGCCUUCGCCAUCGCCGCCUUUACCAGCCUCUACGCACACCGCGCGUUCCUUAGAGACAACAUACCGGACAUAGACAAGGAAUGUGUUCAAUCAGAGACUAGAACACAGUCAGCACAAAAAGUAAAUGUAGACACGGCUCUUGGGAUAGAAGGAGCUGUGACGACAGGGGCUCCGACGUCAGUGUAUACCAACAUGCCGUAUUUCCCUUAUCCUAAUCAUUUUGUGUGCAAUUGCAAUUGUAAUCCUUAGGUCUUAAUA
Messenger RNA from Cydia splendana, 2826 nucleotides. RefSeq names its product transmembrane protease serine 9-like. The record is from RefSeq and is a predicted model, not a curated record. Gene Ontology annotation, biological process: proteolysis. NCBI's taxonomy places the organism in Eukaryota, Metazoa, Arthropoda, Insecta, Lepidoptera, Tortricidae. The transcript is spliced from 12 exons. The coding region runs from base 121 to 2817 and encodes 898 amino acids. Gene Ontology annotation, molecular function: serine-type endopeptidase activity.